Molecule: messenger RNA, 342 nt
Organism: Haemonchus placei
Lineage: Eukaryota; Metazoa; Nematoda; Chromadorea; Rhabditida; Trichostrongylidae
Source: the annotation of a GenBank genome assembly
UUAGACAAGAAGAGAGUGCUCUGGAUAAGUACAAACUGCACUCUUGAAGGGUUUAUACUCGGUGUUCAUGUACUGGAUAUUAGAGUCAGUAAACAAAUCCAAACGAUCACAUGCGAUAGCAAUGUGGAUCAUCCGAUACAAAGGAUACUGCCGUAAACAUGCCAUUAAUUCCUGGAUAGAUUUCUUGACACCCUUCGAACGAUCCAGCAAUUUGAAAAGUAUUUUGCACUCCAAACAGCGGCGGCAUAAGUCAACGGCAUCCUCGAUUUUAGGCGAUCGAAACAAGCUGUAUGACGGUGAAUGCAUUGUCUCCACAACGGAGAAUACCACAUGAUGCAAUAA